This is a messenger RNA of Cucurbita pepo subsp. pepo (vegetable marrow), 564 nucleotides long. Its product is annotated as basic blue protein. NCBI's taxonomy places the organism in Eukaryota, Viridiplantae, Streptophyta, Magnoliopsida, Cucurbitales, Cucurbitaceae. The record is from RefSeq and is a predicted model, not a curated record. Gene Ontology annotation, molecular function: electron transfer activity. Gene Ontology annotation, cellular component: plasma membrane.
UCCCACACCAUUACCACCUCAAUUCGAGCCCUUUGGCUUAGAAAUUAGGACCAAUGGCUCAGGGAAGAGGCAGUGCAGUGAUGGGUGCAGUGAUGGUGUGCUUGUUGGUGCUCCAAUUCUCAGCGAUGGCUCGUGCAGCUGUUUACACUGUCGGCGGUGCUCAAGGCUGGACCUUUAAUGUCGCGUCCUGGCCCAAGGGGAAGCGCUUUCGUGCAGGGGAUACCCUUGUGUUCAAUUACAGCCCUGCUGCACACAAUGUGGUGGCUGUGAGCAGAGCUGGGUACAGUGGGUGCGUGGCUCCAAGGGGCUCCAAAGUUUUUGGAACAGGAAAGGACCAGAUCAAGCUGGUGAAGGGACAAAACUACUUCAUUUGCAGUCUCCCAGGCCACUGCCAAAGUGGAAUGAAGAUCGCCAUUAAUGCUGCUUGAAUAAUCGUUUAAACAAUACGAGUGCUUGUUUUCUACUUGAGUCGUGUCGAAUAAAUUUACUUAAUGGUUCGAUCUUUGAUCCCUCACCUUGUAACGGCUCAACUCCACCGUUAAUGAAAUUAAAUAUUACAUCUAA